Messenger RNA from Vicugna pacos (alpaca), 5265 nucleotides. It is a transcript of the gene XPNPEP2, whose product is annotated as X-prolyl aminopeptidase 2. NCBI's taxonomy places the organism in Eukaryota, Metazoa, Chordata, Mammalia, Artiodactyla, Camelidae. The record is from RefSeq and is a predicted model, not a curated record. Gene Ontology annotation, molecular function: metalloaminopeptidase activity.
UCUGCCCGGGGCGGGCUCACACCCUAUUCCGGGUGCCUGAGAGCCAGCAGAGGCUGCCUGGGGCAGUCUUUCUCCACCCAGGCUGACUCCUGGAACCCUCAGAAACGAAAGACCAGAGGAGGACUCUCUAUCCACCAGCUGGACGUCUCCUCCCCACCACCAGCCCCCACCCCCUGGCUGCUCCUGACCCAGAAAGGCCUGGAGGAAGAGGCCAGGGAAACCGCCCUGCCCACUCUCCCCUGACCCUCCAUCCACCCAGCACCGGCAACUGAAGACCCCAUGGCCCGGGCUCUCUGGGGCUGCUCCCCCUGGCUUGUCCUCCUCUGUGCUUGUGCCUGGGGCCACCCAAAGCCACUGGACCAGAGAGAGGAUGUGAGAAACUGUUCAAUCAGCCCUCCGUACCUUCCAGUUACUGCGGUCAAUACCACAGCACAGCUCACAGCCCUGCGCCAGCAGAUGCAUACACAGAAUCUCUCUGCAUACAUCAUCCCUGAUACGGAUGCCCACAUGAGCGAGUAUAUCAGCAAAUGUGACCAGAGGCGUGCGUGGAUGACGGGCUUCACAGGGUCUGCAGGAAUUGCGGUAGUGACCAUGGGGAAAGCAGCUCUCUGGACCGACAGCCGCUACUGGACCCAGGCUGAGCGGCAGAUGGACUGCAAUUGGGAGCUCCAUAAGGAAGUUGGCACCACUCCCAUUGUCACCUGGCUCCUCGCUGAGAUUCCUGUUGGAGGGCAUGUAGGCUUCGAUCCCUUCCUCUUUUCCAUCGACUCCUGGGAGAGUUAUGACGCAGCCCUCCGAGAGUCUGACAGAGAGCUGGUGUCCAUCACCAUCAACCUUGUGGACCUGGUGUGGGGGUCAGAGAGGCCCGCAGUGCCAAGCGAGCCCGUUUAUGCCCUGCAGGAGGCAUUCACAGGGAGCACCUGGCAGGAGAAAGUGUCUGACAUCCGCAGCCAGAUGCAAAAGCGUCACGAGGCCCCAACUGCCGUGCUUCUGUCGGCCCUUGAUGAGACAGCCUGGCUCUUCAACCUUCGCGGCAGUGACAUCCCUUAUAAUCCCUUCUUCUAUUCCUACACGCUGCUCACCGACUCCUCCAUCAGGUUAUUUGCAAACAAGAGUCGCUUUAACUCUGAGGCCCUGCAGUACCUGAACUCUGGCUGCACGGGCUCCAUGUGUGUGCAACUCGAAGAUUACAGCCAAGUCCGUGACAGCGUGCAGGCCUACACCUCCGGAGACGUGAGGAUCUGGAUUGGCACCAGCUACACCUCAUAUGGGCUCUAUGAAGUGAUACCCAAGGAAAAACUCGUAGCAGACGCCUACUCCCCAGUGAUGAUAACCAAGGCGGUGAAAAACAGCAAGGAGCAGACCCUCCUGAGGGCCAGCCACGUGCGGGACGCUGUGGCCGUGAUCCGCUACUUGGUCUGGCUGGAGAAGAACGUGCCCAAAGGCACCGUGGACGAGUUUUCGGGGGCAGAGCAGCUGGAGAAGUUCCGAGGAGAAGAAGAGUUCUUCUCUGGAUCCAGUUUCGAAACCAUAUCUGCUAGUGGCCUGAAUGCUGCCUUGGCUCACUACAGCCCAACCAAGGAGCUGCACCGCAAGCUAUCUUCAGAUGAGAUGUAUCUGCUGGAUUCUGGGGGGCAAUACUGGGACGGGACAACAGACAUCACCAGAACAGUCCACUGGGGCACCCCCUCUGCUUUCCAAAAGGAGGUGUAUACCCGUGUGUUGAUAGGAAAUAUCGAUCUGUCCAGACUUGUCUUCCCAGCUGCUACAUCAGGGCGAAUGGUGGAGGCCUUUGCCCGCAGAGCCUUGUGGGAUGUUGGGCUCAAUUAUGGUCACGGGACAGGCCACGGCAUUGGCAACUUCCUGUGCGUGCACGAGUGGCCAGUGGGAUUCCAGUUCAACAACAUUGCCAUGGCCAAGGGCAUGUUCACUUCCAUCGAACCUGGUUACUAUCAGGAUGGAGAAUUUGGGAUCCGUAUUGAAGAUGUGGUACUUGUGGUAGAAGCACAGACCAAGUACCCAGGGACCUACCUGACCUUUGAAGUGGUGUCCUUGGUGCCCUAUGACCGGAACCUCAUCGAUGUCAGCCUGCUGUCCCCCGAGCAGCUCCAGUACCUGAACCGCUACUACCAGACCAUCCGUGAGAAGGUGGGCCCAGAGCUGCAGCGGCGCCAGCUGCCAGAGGAACUCUCCUGGCUGCAGCGACACACGGAGCCCCUGUCCGCCAGGGCUGCACCCGCCGCCUCCUGGGCCCCUCUGAUGACAGUCUCCACUCUCGCCAUCCUUGGCUGGAGUGUCUAGCGCCUCGAGACUACCCUCCUGACCCUCUGGCGCAGCUCCCCUCACCCCAUACCACCCCCGCCUCAAGAGCCCCUGCUGAUCCAUUGCCUGGAAACCACUGCCCUCAGCCUCCUCCUCCAGGACCAAGCCCCUGGGGUGUGGGGCUUCUUGGUCCCAGGCAGGACCCUGCUCUGGGCUUAGACAUUUCACCCUCAGCUCCCAACUCCCAGCCCCGGGACAGGAGAGUCAGCUAGUCCCUUUCCUCCUGUGAGCCCAGAAGAUCGAACCUAUGAGCUGGCAGAGCCUGUUGCUCCCCUCACCUAAAAAAAGACCAAGGCAGGGCAGUGCCCUCCCCGCCAGGGGCUCCAUGCCCUGAGAGAGCCCCAAGCUACCACCACCUGCUGGAUAUAGCCAGACCCACGCCGGCUCCUGACUUUCUGGUCUUCCUGCACCCUGGAGGCCGCCUCUGGCCACCCCCACUUGUCCUUGGCCCUACAGUGGCCUCUGGGCUGCAGCCCACAGGCUGAAGGAACAAGGGCUGCCUCCAGGCUCCCUGCUAUGCCUGUAGAGGGAGAGGAAGGGCAGGUGGCUGAGUCCUCUGGCUGUGUUACCGCCACCCCAGGGUCAGGGAGAUCAGCCAGGGAAGGGGCAUGUAAACCAGCCCCAGGGACAUCCACAUGUGAGCCCAUCGCUCCUAAACCUUGGGGGGCUCCAUGCCGAUUGACAGCACAGGGAGCUAAGCCAUAGGAAUUUGGCCACGGGAUAGGGAACCACUCUGGAAUAUGGCCCUACCCAAAAUUGGGAACAGACUGAUAGCCGUGUCCAAUCACUAUCCCAGACUUCCUGGCACGUGGGUACCUUUGAACUUUCCACAGUGAGCCACAGUGACAAUGCUGUUGACUCCUCCAGCAUCCUUGGAUGACCUUUAACAUGUGUAGGCAGAAUCUGGUUUCCCCAUUUUACAGAUAGAAGAACUGAACUCCAGAAGGAGUGGAACCUGCCCGAGGACACGCUGUUUGGUUAGGACAUGUUGGGGCCAGAAUGGGUCAGCAGUCCAACUCUUUUACCCUUUGGCACCACGCAGAGUUCCAAGUUCACUGAGCCAGCUGCCGGGGGCAGGGGGAGGGUGGGGAAGAGUUUUCUCUGGCUAGCCCAGCGGUUAGCCACCUGGGCUCACAUCCUGCUAAAUGCUUGAAACAGCCUGGCAACAAAGCGUGCCUCUGGGUUUUGCAUCGUCUGCUGUGCUGCCGGGGACUGCUGUUACCUGUGGCUUUUGUGGUGGGGGAGAAAGGGGAGGGGUGAGGUGGGGGCGGGGAUGUGAGGCUCCCAGAAGCUCAGUUGGGGAGCACAUGUGCUUGAGAAUGUGCAUGUGAGCAUGCGUGCGUGUACGUGUAUUCGUGUGCAUGCCACGCCCAGCCAACCACCUCCUGUGCUAAAGGUCGUGUAGCCUUGUGGACGGUACAGAAGGGAGCCCCUUGCUGGGGGCUUGUCAAAGGUGAUCCCAGAAAGCACCAGAGGAGCACAGUCAGGGCAGAAGAGAACCAAGUCUCUGGGGAAGAGUACUGGGCAAAGACAUCAGGCAGAGGAGUCCCCUAGGCGGUGACAGGUGAAGGUGACCUGUGACAGUUAUCACUGCUGAUGCUUGCACCCAAAGGCCCCAGUUCUGAGUCAUGCUGAGAGCCUGUAGCACCCAACAAUGGGCCUCCCUUUGCUGAGUCAUUUGCUCCCUCACAAGCUCACCCCAUAAAGACAGACACUAAUAAUACAAUUAGUCGUCAUUGCCACCGUCGUCAUCAUCAUCCUCAUAGUCACCAUUCAGUGAGUGUUUAGUAUGUACUAGGUACUGUGCUUUACAUGCAUUCUCUUAAAAAUUUUUAAUUUUAUUGCAGUAAGAACAUUGAACAUGAGAUCUACCCUCCUAAAAUUUUAAGUGGACAGUAAGUACAUUGUUGCAUUUUCCCAUUUCAUCCCCACAACAUCUGAGAAGAUACUUCUAUUGUUCCCGUUUUACAAGUCAGGAAUGAAGCGAGGCUCAUAGAGAUUAACCAGCUUGCUCAAGGUCACUCGUCAAGGAAAGGAAAAAAAGCAGGGUUCAUACCAGGCAAAUGACUUCAGGAUCCACUCUCUCAAAAAAGGCAAGGGGCCUGGCUCUCGCCAUUUUACAGAUGAGAAAACAGGCUGAACCAGGAUCACAGGGCUGACUUAGAGAGCUGUGUUCUCCACACCAGCCUGCUUCCCCAGGGCCUGCCUGCCCAGGCCUUUACCUUUGACCCCUGACACUUGCUCCUGGGGUUCCCUAGGCAGCAGGAGAGCCUGGGUACCUGGCCAAGACCCACUCGCCAGUCUCAGCGCAGGGCAGCUCAAACGCCCCCACAUUUUUGCUUUUAGUGCAAGACCCAGGGCUGCACCUCCUCUCCUCCCCACAAUUUAGCUGCCUCUUCCAAUCCACCAUUUUGGGACUGAGAACCCUGGCUCCAGAAUCAGGGCUGCAAAGGGGUCCGCAGCCACCCCAGCGCCUCCCUUCCUGGGCCUCAGAACACACUAAGCAUCCUGCUUGAAGGGCUUCCCCACCCCCACCCCCACCCUAACCCCCACCCCCAUCAGGCAGGGAAGUGUUCAGGGCACACACAGCAGGGCUACUAACACAUGCAGAGCACUUGAGGCACCAUUAGGAAUCCAAGAUACAUAAAUGCCCCCUUGGGCUCUGGUCCUUUGUUUUUAUGCUGGAGAAGAGCAUUUACUAAACCCCUCCUUGCCUGCUGAUUGCCAUUGUGGAGCAGGUCAACUUCCUUUUCCUAGGAGUUAGGAUUCUAGAGUUCUAAUCCCAGCUGUGGCAGCUGUGUGGCCUUGGUCAGGUUACCACCCCGUUCUGGUCUUCUGUUGUCCCUUCUGCAAACUACCUGUACCAUCUUCCUCAUGAGGUUCUGGUGAGAGGCCCGGAUGUGUCAGAGCUCUGUAAGCCAGGAAGCCACACAGACAAGAGAU